AUAAGCUGUGUGAAUAGCUAGUUACAAUUAGAAAAAAACAGUUUAGCUAGCUAAAAGUAAUGGGUAGUUAGCCACAAAUAAUUGAUAAACUGUUGAAAGUAGCUAGAUAAAAGUAAGUUAGUCAUGAAUACAUCUGAAUAAAUAGUUAGCUAAUACUAGUAAAAAAGUUUUGUUAGCUAGAAGUGAUGAACAAACAGUUUAAGCAGUUAGUUACAAGUAAUGAAACUAGUUUAAAUAGCUAGCAUGCUUAAAGUAAUUGAUAAAUGGCUAGCAUAGCUAAGCUAAUUAAUGGAUUAAGAAAUAAAACAGCUAGCAGCAGUUGAUAAAUGGUUUAAAUGGAUGGCUAAACUAAUGGAUAACAGUUGAAAUAGUUUGCAAAAACAGUAUCAAGAUACAUUGUUAAAGUUGCAAUGCUAAAAUUAUUACACUUGUGAAAAACGUAGCUAAAUGUCAUGGUGAUAGUUUAAAAAUGUAAUUAGGCUAAACCUCGUGGAUAAGAGACUAAAAUGUUCGACCUACACAUUAGUUUGUGAAAACAAUAUAGCCUAAUGUAUCUUGAUAUAGACUAUUGGUGCUAGAUAACAUCCAUUUUAAACCCAUUUGGACCAAGACAGGUGGUGAAGAAGGGUGCAUGAGUUGUAUCUGUCAGGGAUGACAAAACAUGUAAAUGAGAAUUGGUGGCUUAAUGCUUCUUUAAUUGCCUUACUGACUGACAAAGCGUCAAUUGCGGGACAGGGUUUGAAAACCCGCACCUGAUUUUGUUAACAUCUGACUCCCCACCUCCCCACCCUCAGCUCCACAGCCAGCGCGCCUCCUCCUCCCGACCCGCCAAUGGGCAGCACCUAUUAUCAAAAUGAUUAGCCUCUGUUGCAGCACUCCAUUCUCUCGCACCGGCAGUAGGCGGUAUAGCGAAAGAGACGGAUAAAAAUGUGGAGUGAAUCCAGUCUGCUCCGAGGCUGGCGGAUGAGAGCGAGCGGGCUGGCCGUGUGAUGCUGCCCCUGCCCCGCUGCUGCUGCUGCUGCUGCAACACCUCUGGAGGCGAUGCAGGAGACGCGGUGCAGCAGGCACUAAAGAAGGAAGGCGGUGUAGCCUAUAGGAGGAGGAUACCAGACAGACUACUACAACACCGCCUGAUGGGGAAACGCUGACUGAGAGAGAGAGAGAGAGAGAGAGAGAGAGAGAAACAGCGCAUGGUGGAGAAGCUGAGGAGAAGAACCGACGGGGAUUAGGUGAUUGAACCCAGUCUCAACACCGCCGACGGAGACCCCCAGCCUCCAAUCGCUGCUUGGGGAAGAGCAGCCCCAAAACAUACACCAUGGUGGGGAUGGAUCUGCAUUCAGCUCUGAACGACAAAAUGGGCACAGUUUCAGUCAUGGCAAGGCUCGUGCUUUCCCUCCUGCUCCUGUGUGGAUGGCAAAAUAGCGUCUGCCUGUCCUCCUCAGAGGCUCAGAAGGAGGCGGUCACCAACGACAACAGCACGGUUUUCACCCAGAUCCUGGACGGGCUCCUUGAGGGUUAUGACAACAGGCUGCGGCCAGGGCUUGGAGAGAACGUCACAGAGAUCAAGACGAACAUAUUCGUCACCAGCUUCGGCCCGGUGUCUGAUACGGAGAUGGAAUACACAAUAGAUGUCUUCUUCCGUCAGAGCUGGAAGGACGAGCGUCUGUGCUUCAAAGGGCCCAUGGAGAUGCUGCCGUUAAACAACCUGCUGGCCAGCAACAUCUGGACCCCGGAUACCUUCUUCCUUAACGGCAAGAAGUCUAUCGCUCAUAACAUGACCACGCCCAACAAGCUGCUGAGGCUGCAGGAUGACGGCACUUUGCUCUACACUAUGAGACUGACCAUAUCAGCAGAAUGCCCCAUGCAGCUGGAGGAUUUCCCCAUGGAUGCACACGCCUGCCCGCUCAAGUUUGGCAGCUACGCCUAUCCAGUGUCAGAGGUCGUCUACACUUGGACCCAGGGAGCUGAUAAGUCUGUGGAGGUGGCAGGGGACGGCUCCAGACUCAACCAGUACCAUCUUAUCGGGCAAACUGCCGGCACUGAGAACAUACACACAAGCAGAGGACAGUACACUGUGAUGAUGGUUCACUUCUACCUGAAGAGGAAGAUUGGAUAUUUUGUCAUCCAGACGUAUAUGCCCUGUUUCAUGACCGUAAUCCUGUCCCAGGUGUCGUUUUGGCUAAACAGAGAAUCAGUUCCUGCGAGGACCGUCUUUGGGGUGACCACUGUGCUGACCAUGACUACCCUCAGCAUCAGCGCCAGGAACUCACUCCCCAAAGUGGCCUACGCUACAGCUAUGGAUUGGUUCAUCGCCGUCUGCUAUGCGUUCGUCUUUUCUGCCCUCAUCGAGUUCGCCACAGUGAACUACUUCACCAAAAGGAGCUGGGCCUGGGAUGGCAAGAAGGCUCUCGAGGCACAGCACCCUAAGAAACGAGACCCCAUGGUGCUGUCGAAGAAGCCCAACAAUGUCUGUUCAGCGGGCGUCAACUACACCCCCAACCUCACCAAGGACGUGUCCAUCUCCACCAUCUCCAACACGACGUCGGUGCAGCUCCGGGCCUCGGAGACCAAGAUGGUGGACCCCAAGAAGACUUACAACAGCGUCAGCAAGAUCGACAAGAUGUCACGGAUAGUGUUCCCCGUCCUGUUUGGAACCUUCAACCUCGUCUACUGGGCCACGUACCUGAACAGAGAACCGGUGGUGAAAGGAGUGGUCAGCUCAACGUAAUCUUUCUCCUUUUUUUUUUUCCUGAGACAGAGAGUUCGUAUUAGGGGAUUAAGUUUGUUCUAAUUUGAAAGUGGGUGGACUUAAAGGAAAAGGGGUUGUUGUAAGGUCGUUGCCCAAGACAAAAAAAUAAAAAAAAUAACAAAUAUCUGCGCUUGAAGAACAAAAACAAACUAUACUCAACUAUCUAAUUCAAGCACUUUGAAUGGAUGCAAGGCUGCAACAGAAUCCCUUUCCUGUUUUUAUGGCCUAAAAAACUGCUCGAUCACACAGAAACUUGCUUCUAAGACCUCGAGGGAGCGGGUGCUUUGCUUCUUUCUCAUCUAUCCUGCUGCAGUUUGCAUGACGCUCUCCUCAAAAGGACUCCUCUUUGUCUUGAAUACCGACCAUAUAUAUGUCAGUCACUGCUUAAGGUAUGGGAGCACACUCCAUGGCGACUACUUGAGGUUUUAAAUAAACUAAUGUAGGCAUUUUGAGCAGUUUUCCUAAAUUUACUCUUAUCAUGGAGGCUUGAAAUGCACUGAGCUUAUGCUGUGGAAAAAAACCCUGCAAUAUAACAUGCAUUUGAAAAAUUGAUUUAAAAAAUGUACUUAAUUCCACACUGUGUGGAAGAAACAUCUCUUGAGAUUAAUGCUGCAAGUGCAUUAAUAAUUUAGUUUUCUGUCUCUUUUUUAAAAAAGAACCUUUGCCAUUUUUUUCUCCUAUUGCAGUGGGUGCUUGUGUGUCUCUUUGUACAUCUUUACUUGAAGAUUCAAAGCCCUUUGCUGCAGGCCCGGUUUCCCGAAAGCACUGGCAGACAGAGUCUCAGUGGAAGAUGACGAGUGCUACCUAAAGGUGAAAAAAAAAAAAGUAUUUGAAAGAUUAUCAUUGCAGAGAUGCUUUUUCAUUCAUAAAAAAAUAAAAAGUCAUCAUUUUGGGCAAGAAAAAAAAAACAUCUUUGGCCCACUUACACUGGGUGAGUGGACAGCUGUGGAUGGGGUGUUCAGGACAAAUUUAGGAUACGUGCUUUAACUGAAUUUUGAGCACAGGUCACUCAGCUAGGAAACUAAUAUUCACAGCUGAGAGACCGGUGCUCGAAACGCAGAGUGUGUGACAUACAAAUCAGCAGAGUGAGAGUUUGGAGACUGUCAUAGGGGUGCAGACCUCUAUUUAGGCAAGCAUGCUUCUUACUGAUACUUGGGCAAAACACUGCAACACCACCAGCUCCAGGGGUCAGUGUCACAAAGACAGGAUGUGACGUAGAUCAAAAUAACAGACAGCUGCCGAAGUCUUUACAGAUUAGUCCUUUGUAACUGUGGUAUUUUUCAACCUGGACCAUUUUCUCAUGUGUUUGUGUCUAAGUGAUUAAUAGGAAUGACUUUUUUGAAAUUUGUCCAGUAUUGAGUGAGAUUGCUGCUGCGAAACAGUCUGCAAUGUAACCACGUGGAGCGUGUUCACACCAUCAGUUUAAGUCCACUAAAAGUGCUUGUUUUUGUCACUGACAGGCUCAGAUUGUUAUUUCAAUUGUCUGACAGCAUUAUGGAAAGGAUCACUAAAGAGACAUACCAUUUGGUUUAAGAGUAAAGGGUAUACUUGUGCGGUGGUGUGUCUGUGUCGCUCUGCAGUUACACCUCCAAAACACUAGUUGGCAGCGGAGGUUUCUGUUAAGUGCUGUUAAGUUUAGUUGAUUGACAAGUACACAAAUCAACUUCACUAUAACUCGCAGCAUUCACAGACAAACACUUGUCUUUAUCUGGACACAUUUUCCCCACAAUUACAACAUGCUAACAUUAUUAGCACAAGCCUAUGCCAUUUUACAUUGUAUAAAUUAGCCUAGUGACUAGCUGAGAUAUCUUCUUUUCAUAUGAAGCCAGGGACAACAGCAACAUUUAACAAAGGUAAUGUAAUAAAAUUCAGCUCCAUUACAACUCACAAGGUUCACUGACAAAACAACUGUCUUAUACUAAACAGGUUUUCCAAACAAAUACAACAUGCUAACGUUAUUAGCACAAGCCUAUGGCAUUUUAUAUUGUAUAAAUUAGCCUAGCAAUGGGUGGAGAUUUUCUCUGCUCAUAUGAAACCAGAAUAAAUCUCGAUGUAUAAAUCCCCAAAGGUUAAAUCACACACAAUUUAUUGUUUCUUAUCUGUGAAAUUAACAUAAAUAAAAGCUUUGUUUCCACUGAGGGACAUGGUUUAAGCUUACAAAAUAGACCGGAGGUCUGUGACGCCGUCUGGGGAGGUGCACCUCAGGCAGAAGUAAAAAGUCUGCCUAAGAUCAAUUUUGUUUAGCCAGAAACAGCCCAAAAUUGCUUUCACCAAACCCACCAGACUCCAUAAACAGUAAAUUUAUCAUCAUAAAACACUCUUCAAAGUCGCCAGAAUCAAAAUAAGACUUACAAAGUCACUUUAACACUGUUCCAGCAAUCACCAAGUCUGGUUUGGUUGAAAUAAACCCUUAAUUCACCCUGUUAGAGGCAAAUAUGUACCGGCUCUGUACAUACUGGAGUCUGGUGGGUUUGGCAACAACGAUCUUGGGGCUGUUUCUGGUUGUUAUUCUUUAACAAAAAGGUCUGUCUCUGUAGGGAUCUUUUCCAUAAUGUUCUAGGAUACAUCUAAUAACAAUCUGAGCCUGUCGGUAGCAAAAACAAACACUUUCAGUGCCCGCACAUACAUUAAUGGUGCCAUAUGCCUAGAGUGGUUACACUGCAGCCUGUUUCACAGCUGCUGGCUGCAGCCUUCUCACUCAUCACUGAACCAAUUAAAAAAAUGUUCCCAUUGGUAUCAUAGUCUCAGAUAUGUGAAAACAGGGACCAGGUUGAAACAUACUGAAGUUACCUUUUCAGUACGACUAAUUUGCCAUGAAUUCUGCGUAAAUUAAGUCUUUUCAAACUAAAAAACAUAACUGACCAACCUCCAUUCACUGAAGCAGAAAAUGUUUGCCUUCUGGAGGAAUUUAACAGUUACAAGGGGAUUUUGUUAGAGGAAUUCUGAUGCCCUUAUGUGGGGAGAAAGAACAAAAAGAGAAUAACAAUCAGUGAAGUUUCAUUAUCAUACGACUUUCUGCAUUAAAUAAUAAAUUGCUGAUGAAAAUGUGUCAUUAAACUCACCGUAAAGGCCUGUGGCACGGUGGAAUAAGUGGUUCAAGAAGCUUGUUGGCUUUCAGGCUCAGUUGGUGAACUACUGUAGCUGAGGAGCUAACUGCUCACAUGCUCGCCAGCCAGGACAUGCUAGUGCUUGUUAGUCACAGUAGCUAAGCUUCUUCUAUUUUCUCUCAACUGAAUGAACUGAUUUUGACACAGUUGUUUUUGCCACUUGAAACUACAGUGUCAUCAGGCCUUUAAGUUACGGAAAUUUGGGGGAAAUUAGGCCAAGUCUCGUAAGGGAAUCAUGUAAAUAAACUUUUAAUUUUAAACUUUGCUUUGACACAAAAAAGACAAUGUUUCUCGUUUGAGUUUUAAGCCCUUGGAAGAAAAAGAACAACCAAAGUCUAACGUUGACUUUCACAUCCUGAAGAUGUUUUCGUCCGAUAUCUUUCUUAAUGUUUGUGUGUACAUGUGUAAGAUUCUUUUCUUCCUGUUGCUUGUAGAGGAGCUCAUAUCGGAUCAAACUUUUGAUCUCUUUGGAUCCGAUGUGUUUUUUUGGUCAUCUAUUUCUACAUUGACUUGAUCACACUGGAAGCAAUGAGCACAUGUUGUGGCAUUUUGGCUCGAGCCCACCAUAGCACAGCCUGUGUGACGUGUUGGACUAUGGUGAGACAUACUCAGGAACAAAAGGACCCCUGCUCCCAGCAGAAGAGUUGCCUCAGAGUCACUGUGUGUUUAAUCUCAUGGAGUUUAAACGGUGCAGUUGGGGGCAUUGUCAAAGAAACAAUGGCUUGGUGAAAACCAUGAAAAUAAAGACAUCAGCUGCUACUGUACCUGCUUUGCUUUGUGAAAUUCGGACCUACAUUGGAUGUCGUCACCAUAUCAGCUUAAAAUUCUUUCCAAAGCGCUUUCAUUUUGGAUUUUUGUGCCAUAAUUUUCUGUAAUGUUUUCGUGCUGGUUUGGGUUGAUGUUGAAUUUCAUGUAAAUCUAAGGUGUUGCUAUCUGUCAAAAGCUUGGUGGGUGUCUAUCAGCAAAGCUACGUGUCAGUGCUUGUUCAAGCGCAGCAGCUGUGUAAAAGGAAGUCCAAUGAAAUGCACUUGAAAGGCAAUCUAUAUAUUUGUCUGUCUGUGGUCGCCAUGGCAGCAAGUCCAGAUGAACAGACCAGACAUCCUUUUACUCAGUAACAACCUCCAACCUCCACUGUCUGCUUUUUCUGACUCUGCUGCUUAUCCACAUCGUCAAGACACGUGCUAAUUUUCCUUUUGUUUCUGAUGAUGCCUGCAGUAGCUAAAUCCUUCACAUAGUUUGGGGUCAUUUUGUUUGUUUUGUCAGAGCUGAACUGCUCCAGAGCUGCUUUAUUUCAGCUGACUAAGCCUUAUUUUGAGUUAUAUUACCAAAGGAAAUGAAACUGUAAUUAGCAUCUUGGUCCCUAAUCAUGUAAGUGUAUUUAGCCUCCAUUGUUUUCUCUAUGGAAGGCAGUGUCAGUCCGUCCUCCACUUAAACACUCCCAUCAGCCUUAGUUGUUCUUUUUGUGCUCAUUUAAUGCUAAUUAGCUAAUGUUAGCAUGCUAACACGCUGUGGGGAACAUGGUAAACAUUAUACCCACUUACCAUCGGCAUGUUAGCAUUGUCAUUGUUAGCAUGCUGAUGUUAGCAUUUAGCUUAAAGCACUGCUGUGCCUAAGUAUAGCCUUACAGAGCCAUUAGAGCACACAGUAGCAUGGCUGUAGACCGGUGGUUAGCAAAUAUCAGCCCACAACUGACAAAAACUGAAGUAUUUCUUUAUUAUUUUUUAACUUUAUUUUUAUUUUUGAUAUAAGCAAGUACACUAUUAUCAGGAUCUGUUUGUUCAACCUACUAAAUUAUUUGUGUUUGUACGUGUUCUCCAAGUGGGCGGGGUUUAAAUAGAAGUGGGUGUGGCUUAAAAGUGAAACACACACCGCCGCCGUACGCCGCGCGUCAAAACGCCCGCCUCCAUUAUAUUCCAUGAACCAACCCACACUGGUGCCGCUCUGCUUCAGCCCACUGCUCUAUUUCCAGCGCGGCCAGUGCUCAUGGCGGCGCUGCGAGAAAAGCCUUUUAUGUACGUCUCGUCUCGUAGGAUCGACUCCGGUUGUUUCAAAUUUUUAAUAAGACGACUUUGAUAAGAAACUCACCCGUGAAAUUCAAGUUGUUGUUGCCUCAGAGUUUUUCCUCUUCUUCCUCUGUUACUAGCAGUUGGCAACCGUUGGCAACUCGUGUAGGUACAGCCACCUAGAGGGCUGGGGUGGGAAAUACAUGUUGACGGUGCCGCUGCCAGUGUGUGUUGGGGGGCGGCACUUGACGGCCACAGCGCCGCGUCCGGCGGCGGUGUAUGUUGCACUUAAUGCUGAGUGGGUGUGGUCUGAUCUGAAAUUGUUAUUUAAGCCUGAAAUUGAUAUGAGUUCAUCGGUAGUUGCUAUAUUUAUUAUUUAUUAGAGAGUUUUUUCGAGAACAUCCCCAAGUAAGUCAGGACUUUUGUUCUUUAUCUGUACUGGAUACUUGCUUCAUCCAAGUGUUUAGCGACAAGAUUUUGGUUUUGAAAGCAUUCUGGUUUCUGUUUGUAGUCUGUUUUUAGAGCGAGUAUUAUUGACCAAUCACAUUUGAGUGGGUUUUGGUUGCAUUCAGGUAAACAAUUCAUGCAGGGGGCAAAAGAGGCAAAACGCAUUGGCUGAAAUUCAGUCCCAGAACCUUUUGGCUAUCAUCUGACCAUGACUUCGCUUUCUGUUCACUUUUUUAAUUUCUUUUGACAAUCUGGAAAAAUAAUCCAGUCAUAGACGUCGUAUCUCCACAACUUGUUCGUAUUCCCAGGUCAUCAAAUACAGACACUUUCUCACACUACUCGGUGUCAUAGCAAGGUCUGAAAUACAUUGUAACAUGUGGCUUACGUUGUGAUACCUUUGUAGUUAGGUUAAGGCCACAAAAUUAGUUGGUUAUGUUUCAAAAAAAAGAUCAUGUUUUGGUGGAAAAUAGGUGUGUUUCGUACGUAAAAAUAGCAUAACGUGAUGUAAAUGUGUCACGUAAAUGUUAGCUUUUGGUUUCACAUGGGACACGAACUGUGGUCUCCUAGAUGAAGAAGUUUUGUUAGACCCAUCCACCAUACCUCCCUCCCACCCUCCAAGGACUUUUUUGCUGUCUCUGUCACAUGCUAAUGGGUGUGACAAAGUAUUUGACGCCCUAGGAGUGAGAAUGGGCUGCUCUCAAGUCCAACUCUAUUCUCACUUUUAAAGUUUCUAAUUGGAUUGUAAAAGAUGACCAGCACACAGAAGUUAUUCAGGAGUCCGGUCCAAUCCAGCACUUGGGCAGUGACUUGCGGCAUCAGAAACCAACGAAACAAGGCGUCCUUUAAUGUCAGCAUGAUACGUGGCCGGUUGCCGUUAUAGUUUAAUGGCGUCUGGCAGCAUCAGGGGGAAACGCGGCGGGACAAGAACGAAAGUUACAUUUCCUGUGAAAACAGAAGUGUAUUUUGAAAGAAGACGAUGCAUGUAACAGGCAGAACUUGACACAGUGUCGCAGAACGUCAACAGCCGUACCCAGGGUACCUUGUACGGCAUAUGUGGAAAGUCUAUGACCAAACGUCGAUAUGUGAAGAUGUCGGAGUGAAAAUGUGUUGUAUUUGGAUAUCGGCUGGCCACACCACAACUCCAGAAAUAUUCACUGUCGCGCCCUAGAGGUUAAAUCAUCGUCAGACUGAUCCCUGAUGGGUUUGGAGAUUGCAUGACUGUAGACCAUUGGCAAGCCAAUAGCGGCGCAAAUCUGCCCCUCGAACAAAAAGGCUGAAGUAUUUCCUUUUACGGUUUACAAAACUUCAUUAUUUUUGAUAAAUAGACUUCUGGUACACUUCAUUCUAUCUAUACAUACAUCUUUCUUGCCACUGAAGAAAUGAGUGCCCCUAUCUACCCAUCCAUCCAUCCAUCCAUCCAUCCAUCCAUUUAACCAGCCCUCUCUUCUCUAUUGCCAGCCAAGAAACGAUUGCCUACCCCUCCCUCCUUCCUUCAGCCACUGUGACAGACUCAUCUGCCAUACAUCUGUUAGAAAAGGGAUUUAGUUCCGCUUAAGUUACUUUCACCCAUUCAGGGGGGCCCCUUACAGCAAAGCGCUUCACUCCAAUUUAAGCCCCGACUGGCCCAGCCGAUGACAAAUGCUUGUUUUUCUUUCUGUGGUGUCUGGACAGCUGUGGCUGGUGCAUGUUUGGGACAAAUUUAGGAUUGAUUAUACGUACUUUAUCCGAAGCUAGCUCAUGGGCAGUGAAGCAGACUGAAGUCUUGAACUCGGGUCUCUCUACUGGGGACUGUAAUGCACAUGCAGUGGUCGCAACAUCCCAGGAAGGCGGUAGACAGCCGUUACACAUGCAUGGAGUUUCUCUUGCUUUUGAGCAUCAAUAACAACUUUUUUGGAGGAAACAUGAAACUGUUUGCUUAAAUUUUGCAAAAAAGAAAUGCAGCAAAGCCAUUGUAGCUAUAGCUGGGCUUUACAACGUAUUUGUGUUCUUCAUUCUUUGUUU
This is a messenger RNA of Epinephelus fuscoguttatus (brown-marbled grouper), 10307 nucleotides long. RefSeq names its product gamma-aminobutyric acid receptor subunit alpha-5-like. NCBI's taxonomy places the organism in Eukaryota, Metazoa, Chordata, Actinopteri, Perciformes, Serranidae. The record is from RefSeq and is a predicted model, not a curated record. The coding region runs from base 1316 to 2728 and encodes 470 amino acids. Gene Ontology annotation, biological process: signal transduction; synaptic transmission, GABAergic; nervous system process. Gene Ontology annotation, molecular function: transmitter-gated monoatomic ion channel activity involved in regulation of postsynaptic membrane potential; GABA-gated chloride ion channel activity; inhibitory extracellular ligand-gated monoatomic ion channel activity. The transcript is spliced from 10 exons. Gene Ontology annotation, cellular component: dendrite membrane; GABA-A receptor complex; neuron projection.